This is a messenger RNA of Bactrocera latifrons, 773 nucleotides long. It is a transcript of the gene Hsp67Bc, whose product is annotated as heat shock protein 67B3. Lineage: Eukaryota; Metazoa; Arthropoda; Insecta; Diptera; Tephritidae. The transcript has a single exon. Gene Ontology annotation, molecular function: protein folding chaperone. The coding region runs from base 124 to 702 and encodes 192 amino acids. The record is from RefSeq and is a predicted model, not a curated record. Gene Ontology annotation, biological process: response to heat; protein refolding.
AUUUUUCAAGUAAUCUUCGUGGAAAUUCCAAGUGAGUUGGGUGUAUUACCAUUGCGUUUCAUUUUACUGAAAAAUAGUAUAAAACUAAACGGGGUACAUAGUAUAAAUAAUAAUUUGUGAAAAAUGCCAAUCCGGAAUAUACCACCAUUUGUCUUGAGCUUGGACUCGGCUCCAUAUUAUAAUCACGAUUUGUAUCCAAAUCAUAUUUAUCGACGUUUACAUGAACGCCAACAUCAUCCAUUGGAUUUAGGUACUUUGGGUUUAAUUGCACGUUUGGGCCCGCAUGCUCAUCACCUAGUGGCAGCUAAGCAUAGCACCGAAGGUAAUGUAGUUAAUCGUUAUGGAAAGAAUGGCUUCGAAGUGCACCUGGAUGUUGGUCUAUUCAAACCGGAAGAUCUAACCGUGAAAAUCGUUGAUGAUUCAUUAGUGAUUGAGGGCAAACACGAAGAACGUGAAGAUGAACAUGGUCAUAUUUCGCGUCAGUUUAAACGUCGCUAUGUACUACCCAAGGGUUAUGAUGAGGAGAGUAUUGUAUCGACAUUAUCUUCGGACGGUGCGUUGACUGUGCGUGUACCAUCACCACCACCACCGCCAGAAGUAGAGAAGAAGGAGCGCAUAAUAGCUAUACAGCAGGUUGGCCCUUCCGAAAUGUUUCUAAAGACCAAAAGUCAAGAGGAAGCCGAAGCAGCCGCAACAAAAUAAGCACUGACUGUGUGUAACACCAUAAAUGUUCAAUUGCAUUUAUAUUCUUCUCGAUGUUGUAAAGGAAAAAA